AUGUUGAAAGUGAAGAUGUUGCAGAAUAUAAUCCAAGAAUGGAGCAUUUACAUAUUAGAAAAUAAAGAAAAUCAUUCUUUGAAACCCAAUGAUGGAGUCUCUAUGGAAGAUCUUCAAAAAGAAUACACUCGUUCAGAUAAGGAAAAUGAUCUACCUAAAAAAUGGAAAUAUGCUUAUGGACAUCCAAAGGAUCUCAUCAUAGGAGAUACAACACAAGGUGUAAGGACUCGCUCUUCUAUUCAUAAUAUUUGUGAGAAUAAUGGAGAUGGAGGAGGGGGCAAUGGAGGUAAUAGAGGGAGAGAGAAUGAUGAUGAUGAUGGAAGGGGCAAUGAGGACAAUGGUAGGGGAGAGAAUGAUGAUGAAGAAGAGGGCAAUGGAAGGGGAGAGAUUGAUGAUGAUGGAAGGGACAGCGAAGGCAAUGAAGGGCAAGAGAAUGAUGAUGAUGGAGUAGGAAAUGGAGGCAAUGGAUGGGGAGACAAAGAUGAUGAUGGAGAGGCCAAUGGUGGAGAUAAAGAUGAUGCUGGAAUAAAAAAUUGGGUAGAGAAUAUAGAAGAAGAGCAUAAACGGGGAAAUAGAGGCAAUGGAGGGGGACAGAAUAAUGAUGAUAGAGGAGGCAAUAGAGGCAAUAGAUGGAGAGAUAAUGAUUAUGAUGGAGGGGACAAUGGUAAGGGAGAUAAUGAUGAUGAUGGAAAAGGUAAUGGAGGGGGAGAGAUUGAUGAUAAUGGAAUGGACAAUGGAGGCAAUGAAGCGUAA
This is a messenger RNA of Camellia sinensis, 753 nucleotides long. The record is from RefSeq and is a predicted model, not a curated record. NCBI's taxonomy places the organism in Eukaryota, Viridiplantae, Streptophyta, Magnoliopsida, Ericales, Theaceae.